Messenger RNA from Ilex paraguariensis (yerba mate), 1466 nucleotides. The record is from the annotation of a GenBank genome assembly. Lineage: Eukaryota; Viridiplantae; Streptophyta; Magnoliopsida; Aquifoliales; Aquifoliaceae.
UCGGAUUCAUCCAGGUUUGAUGUCACAUUUGCAUCGUACGAGAUUCGGAGAAGUGACUUUCUAGAUGAAUCUAGUGGUCUGAGCCGAUGACAGACCCUCCAAUUGGUCAAUGCCAAGCAACAUCAAGUGUUCCACACAAGAAGCCAAGGGCCCUUGGAGUCAGAGAGUGGUGGGUGGGCGUUCAAAACGCGCUUACGAAUCACACAAUUUACCCACAAAUCAAGAACAAAAAGUCAAACAAUUGGAAAAGUGAUUAAUGCUUACAGGAGCAGCUGAAGUCAAAAGAUUGGUCGAUUAUUAAGGUUGCAAUCUUAAUUAAGACAAUUGAAUUACAUGUCAAAAGGCUGACGCAAAGAGAAAAGUGCCAAAUGUACCAAAGACAGACCACCACCCAAAGAAAAAAGUGAAAAACCACUCGACCCUUUACAUACCUGUCUUUGUUUUCUCUCUCUGCAUUGUUAUAUCUGUAUACUUUCUCUCUCGGACUAGACUGUGGGCGUUCUGACAGGAUCAAAGGUGGGGUACUUUGGAGGAGGGAUAGACAGUAGACAGAUAUGGCUAAUGAUGCAGCAGCUUGUGCUGAGAGGGCCACAAGUGAUAUGCUGAAUGCUCCAGAUUGGGAAAUAAACAUCCAGCUAUGCGAUAUAAUCAACAUGAAUCCUGGGCAAGCAAAGGAUGCCCUGAAGAUACUCAAGAAGCGUCUUGGGAGUAAAAAUCCUAAAAUACAGCUCCUUGCUCUCUUUGUGUUGGAGACUCUUAGCAAAAAUUGUGGGGAGAAUGUGUUUCAGCAGUUUGUCGAGCGGGACAUCCUACAUGAAAUGGUCAAAAUUGUGAAGAAGAAGCCAGAUUUGAAUAUAAGGGAGAAGAUUUUAAUUUUGAUAGAUACAUGGCAAGAAGCCUUGGGAGGACCCAGGGCAAGGUAUCCGCAGUACUAUGCUGCAUAUAAUGAGCUGAAGUCUGCCAGAGUGGAAUUUCCACCACGUGAAGAAAACAGUGUACCAUUGUUUACUCCGCCACAAACCCAUCCUUUAGUUCACCCUCCUUCAGUGUACGAGGAAGCUGCUGUUCAGGCCUCUCUUGAAUCUGAUGCUUCUGGGCUCAGCUUGCUAGAGAUUCAAAAUGCUCAGGGACUAGCCGACGUGUUAUUGGAAAUGCUUGGUGCCUUGGGUCCUCAGAAUCGUGAGGGUGUAAAGCAAGAGGUGAUAGUUGACCUUGUUGACCAAUGCCGUUCUUACCAAAAGCGUGUCAUGGUUCUUGUGAACAAUACUGUAGAUGAGGAGCUCCUGCUUAAGGGACUGGCGUUGAAUGAUAGCCUGCAGUGUGCUGUUAGCUGGCAUGAUGAGAUUGCGUAUGGAACUCCUUCUGUUGGAGUAAGACUAAUGGAAACUCCAGUUGCACCUCUUAUGAAUGUGAAUCACGAGGAUGAUGAGUCAGAAGAUGAUUAUGCCCAGUUAGCGCAUAGGUGA